AUGUUCUACCGCACGUUACUACUUCUCAGUAUUUGUAUUUUUAGCCUCAUUCAUUGUUUUGAGGAACAACCCAACGUUUUUUUGACUGCAGCGAAGAGUGUUCCUAGAAUUGGAAGAAGCAAUAAGGAUAAUACCGAUUUUGAAAAGUUCUUCUUAAAAGCUUCAAAGUCUGUACCAAGAAUUGGUCGGCGAAAUGAGAAUCCAUUUUUACAUUAUGAUGAAAUCGAAAAGGAAUAUGCACAGCCAAAUAAUUUUAAAUAUCCUGCAUGGUCCGAAUUAGCCGACAGAUAUGAACAUAACCCAGAAUUAUUUUCCAAUCCACAUUUGUUAUAUGAGAUGGAUAAGGUUAUGGGAGACGAUCCAAGCAUUUACGAAUGGAACAAAGUAAGGACUAAGCGCAAAAUUUCUGGAAAAUUUAUGUUUAGACCGUCUCAACUCACAUAAUUCAUUGAAAGCAUGAAUCUGGUUAUUUUGUAUAAAUGCAAAAGCAAGUCAAUUUAGUUUAUUACAAUUUAAUAGAAAUAUAUUUGAUAAAGAAAUAAACUAUUUCUUUCGACUUGUGGGUCAAAUCAAUAGAUCAAACGAUUGAUCUGCACUGUAUUUAGUGGUGUAUUAGGCAUAGUUAUUAUCAUUCGCGGAAGAAGUAGAAAGCAUUUAAAAAAUUGACUUGUUUUUACACAUUAUAUUUAAUUUAUGAAAUUUGGAAUUUAUUAAUUUUAUAAAAAUAAAGAG
This is a messenger RNA of Psylliodes chrysocephalus, 732 nucleotides long. Lineage: Eukaryota; Metazoa; Arthropoda; Insecta; Coleoptera; Chrysomelidae. The record is from the annotation of a GenBank genome assembly.